UGUCCGGAAAGAAUAUAUGGUGCUGUUUCUUUCCCAGAUAUUUCUGAAAUUGGAAGAAGUGCCAAGUCCUACUGUGAACAUACAGCCAGAACGCAGCCGACACUCUCUGAUAUAGUGGUUACCCUAGUUGAAAUGGGGUUCAAUGUAGAAACGCUUCCUGCAUAUGCCAAGCGCUCGCAGAGGAUGGUCAUCACUGCCCCUCCUGUGACAAACCAGCCCGUGACUCCCAAAGCCCUCACAGCUGGACAGAACAAGCCACAUCCAUCCCACAUCCCUGGCCACUUCCCUGAGUUUCCAGAUCCUCACACCUACAUCAAGACGCCAACAUACCGGGAGCCAGUUUCUGAUUAUCAGGUGCUACGGGAAAAGGCAGCAUCUCAAAGACGUGAUGUAGAAAGAGCUCUCACACGUUUCAUGGCAAAGACGGGAGAAACACAGAGUCUCUUCAAAGAUGAUGUUAGCACAUUCCCAUUGAUUGCUGCCAGGCCUUUCACAGUACCCUACCUAACAGCUCUUCUUCCCUCUGAACUGGAAAUGCAGCAAAUGGAAGAAACAGAUUCGUCUGAACAAGACGACCAGACAGACACAGAGAACCUCCCCCUGCACAUGAGCACGGAUGAUUCAGGACCUGAAAAAGAGAAUGCUUCAGUGCUACAGCAGAACACCUCCCUAUCAGGCAGCCGGAAUGGGGAGGAGAAUGUGAUUGACAAUCCUUACCUCCGGCCGGUGAAAAAGCCCAAGAUCCGCAGAAAGAAGUGAGGUGUAGCCAUCGACUGCUCAGAAGAAGAGGAGCCCAGUUCUCUGGCUGUCCUGGGGGGUCAUGCUGCUGUGGGUGAGAGGCAUGGUGCAAAGCAAGAGGGGCAAUGAGGCUGGUAGAGUGGCAGAAGCAGAAUUGUGAUCUCUCUCUCCUACAGUCAUCCUGGUUUGCAGUGCUCCCCUCCACUCCUGCUGACUUGGAAUGGUGAAUAGUCAAUUGCCUUAAAAGCAUUGAAGGCCACCUGGUUACAGAUAGGAACUGUCUUGUUUACUCUGGUUCCUUCUCUCUGUCACCUGGAUUUACUCUCUAAGGCGAAGGGACUCAACAGGUUCUUGCUGCUUAGUGCUUCCCAGCAGGCACUACAGAAUGCAAGGGCAUAAUUUGUGGCCGUCUCACAGGUUAGAAGAGAAACUUCUGCAGUUGACCCUGUCUGGCCUUACAAUCCAAGGAGCAAGUGUAACACACAGAAAAAGCCCAGAGAGGUUUUCUGUUUUUAAACUGUCUUUGUAUUGUUGGCAGGUAAAAGCAAAUAGACUCUUCUUUUAUAAACUGAAGGCGUCUGAUAUGUUGGUAAGAGAGCAAAGUGUAAAUACAGAGCUAAGAUGGCAUUUUAUGUUCACUUUCCUGACUGCAGCGGCACUUCUGACUUAAAAGCGCAAAGUGUGGUGUUUACACUGCCCUGCUUUGAGGUUAUUUUCUAGCACUAUAAACAGUAGGAUUUAACGGCUGCUUCAGGCCAUUUUUCAGUUCUGUUGUUAGUUUCAACGCAGCCUUCAUCAGCUGUUUGAAAGAUGCUGUGCUGAAAAUCCUGGAACAUGGAAUAAAGCUGUAUUGAUUACAGUCCACAAGACCAUGCUCUUAAUCACAUUUUUUUAAUUUGUCCUUUCUCAGAUAUGGGCUUUUAUCAACAGUAGUUCUUCCCUGCCUCCCCACCUUCUUUCCCUCUCCCAAGCAGAAGCCUUCUUUUCAGCAGUGGAAAUGAGUGGCGAUGGGAGUAUUGUAAUCGUUAGCUGGUUUUGGAGGCCUUUCCUUUAAUCUUCAUUCAGCCUUUACUUAGGCAAAAUAUGGGUGGCUUUGACCAAGGGCUCCUAUUUGGUCUGGGCUCCCGAGCGUGAUUAAAUGAUGUGGAUUCAGUAGUCCCUACUACCUGUCAGCUUUUUCUCACUCAUGCUAGUGUAAAAUUGCUUUAAGCAGUAGUUAAGACUGCAUCUUUCUUGUAGAUCAAACAUGGUGCUGAGAGAGGCAGCUGAGAGACUGCCUGCUGCAAGUUGCCAGACUGCUCCUUGCUUCCCAGAGUAAUAGCUGAGUGCAGGAAGUCUGUUGCAGUCAAGGGGUAGAUCAGAGUUAUGUGUAUGUAUAUAUGUUCAUCUCAGUUCAGUUAAGCAGUUCUUGCAGGCCUCCCUCUUCCCCAGAUGGCAUCAUCCAGGGAGGAGGUAAAAAGGAGGAGGAAUUGUUUCAGCGAAAACGGA
This is a messenger RNA of Struthio camelus australis, 2226 nucleotides long. The record is from RefSeq and is a predicted model, not a curated record. NCBI's taxonomy places the organism in Eukaryota, Metazoa, Chordata, Aves, Struthioniformes, Struthionidae.